This is a messenger RNA of Clarias gariepinus (North African catfish), 3595 nucleotides long. Its product is annotated as LHFPL tetraspan subfamily member 7 protein. Gene Ontology annotation, cellular component: membrane. NCBI's taxonomy places the organism in Eukaryota, Metazoa, Chordata, Actinopteri, Siluriformes, Clariidae. Bases 368 to 1024 code for a protein of 218 amino acids. The transcript is spliced from 3 exons. The record is from RefSeq and is a predicted model, not a curated record.
GAGAGGAGCUCCGUAACCAUGCACUAAUGUUUACACACCCGUGUGGCGGCUGGGCAGUGUGCAGAGCUCCGGACCAAGACUAAAACUCAGUACAGUGCUCGCGUUUGGAAUCAUGCGCACCGGCUGUGACUGACAGCUCACGCGCAGUGCUGGAAUACCGCGCGCGCAUGUUGGGAUUUACUCCGUUGGCGGUCGCCUAAACUUCCUGGCGCGCGCUUUGUUGAUUUAUUCAUUUAUCAUUCUAUAUCUAUAUAUAUAUCUAUCUAUAUAUUUACUCCCCCUAGUACGCCUCGCGCACUUUCACCUAUUUAAUACCGCUUUCCAGAACAGGGUAUGUUUGCCUCCACGUAUAGCGCGCGCACUCCAGAUGCAUGUUCUGCUUGACCGGGACAGGGAAGACGCCGCGGGUGACACCGGCACCAUGUUCAGCUGUGUGGGCUGCUUCUGGCUGCUGCUGUCCGCCGCGCUCGUAGCGCUCUGCAGCUUCAGCUUCAUCUCUCCGGCGUGGAUCGUGAAGGAGCAGCAGCACGGGAGGAGCGGCCACUCGGUCAGCUUCGGCCUGCUCUGGCACUGCUCCGAGUCUCGGGACCGUCUGUACACAUGCUACGCGUUCGGAGGCAUUGGGAGGUUCGCCGAGAUUCCCUCCAGCUCCUGGCAGACGAGUGCCGUGCUGUGCUCCGGAGGCUGCGCGCUGUUGGCCGUCAGCUCGCUGCUGGCCAUCAUCACCGUCUUCUUGCCCAGUGGAAACUGCGAGAGGAAGAUCUGCACAUUGGCUGGGUACAUGCAGAUGGCUGCAGUGUUCAUCAUGGCAUCGGGUUUGCUGGUUUACCCCUUUGGCCUAAACUCCAACUUGGUCAAAUCCUUCUGUGGAAAUUCAAACAUCUACUAUGCCGGCGAGUGCCAGAUAGGCUGGGGCUACAUGCUGGCUAUUGUUGGUGUCAUGCUCACCCUGUUUUUACCCUUCUUUGCCAAGUACGCCCCAAAAGAGCACCUCCUGCCCACCCCACUACCCACACUUUUGUAAACCCGCCUCUACCAUGCCCAUCGUAUCUUCACUAAGCUGUAAAGAUCUGUAUCGCCCCAUUCUUUCUCUUGGUCAAACAACGAUAAUGUUGCCACCUUGGAAUAACUGCCCGGAGGAGCCAUUGUGUUCAUUGUGUAAUGUGCUGCGUUGUCUUCCUUCAUCUGAUAAGCUACUUCCUUUUAUCAGCAUCCCUCAUGGUGUUUUUUUCUUGAAUUUCUGGAGAUUCUUUUAAUUAAAAAAAAAUUCUCACUGCAGACUAAUUUAUGCUUUUAAUCACGUCAAAUGAAUGGCAAUUUAAUGCACUGAAAAGGCAACAUCGGAAGAACAGCAGAGGAACCUAUGUUGAUGGUAAAUCAAACAUUCUAGUUCUACCUAAUACACAUCUGGAUGCAAAGAAUGCGAGAAGACAAGGAGGACUUUUCUCCCAAACAUCAGGGAUUAUUCCAAACAUCAAGAGGAAAGCAAGAAACUCAGAAAUCUAGCAUGCAACAUCAAAUAAUGUUCAACUAACCAAGACCAAUUAAAAUUCCAAGGAAAAUUCUGUUCUUGGAUCCACUUGUCUUGGAAAGUUUUCAUCUUUACUAUGGUUCAGGCUUUGGAUUUAUAAUGCCGAUGAAAAUCUGAAAGGGUUCGGAAAAAUCUGCCAUAUAUUUAUCCAGUAACAACCAACACUGUGGCUAACAGGCUAAGCAGAAAAACCUUUUCUUAAAAAAUUAAUUACACAAACUGAUGGGAAUUUUUUGUUUGUUUUUUUUUUUUUAAAACAUGUAUGUUGCUUUUGAACCUGGGCUGUGACUGGUCAAUGGACGUCCAACCAUUGUAGAUGAGGCUUGUGACCACUUAAUGAAAAAAAAAAGAGAAAACAAAAAGCCAACAAAAGCACUGACAUUUUCACCACUAAACUUGUGUUGUAAUUUUAAAUGACCUAAAAACUAAAACCUGUGUUUCUCUGUGUGCCAUCACUUUUUUUGAGUUUGAGAAGAAAUAUUAAAAGCCUUGGACGUUUUGUCAAACUGAAAAUUCAGGAUUAUACAAGAUCAGGAGAAAGGCUAAGAUAAAAUACUAUGUAAUUAAAAAGAUUUAUUGAUAGGGAGGAAGAAAAAAAACCAAAUGCAACACUUUUUGCAUGAAAAGUGGUUCAAAGCCUUGAAAGUCGUGUCGAUGCUGUGUAAGGACAAGAGGAUGAUUAGCAUAAGCAAGACUACUGUGUUUUGGCUGUUGAUAAACUUUUAGCACUCGAGCAGGACGGCUGAGCAUCUGGUAGAUAAAUCUGGACUGUCUCUCUCUUCUGACUUUUUCACUUCAGGGAGCACCUUCGAGACGUUGCGAAUCACAACAACGGACGCUAAUCAGAUCCUUCUGCAGGAAUCUGAAACAACUGAGGCUCUAAAGCUAUAAAAUCACAAUAGUGCGAUGACUCCUACUACGUUCCUGUUGUUAUCAUGCCUUUAUUAUUGCUGUUUAAAUGGGGAAGGGCUAAGAUCCCAGUCCAAUCAGUGUUGCAUUUCUUCUUUUUUUUCAUUAGUGCACACAAAGUCAACACAGAGACAAUACAAAACAAAACAAAACAGUUUUCUGCCCUAACCGACGUGUGCCUUUUUUUUUUUUAAACCAUGACUAAAAAGACUUCAAUACCUUUGAUCAGGUUACUUCUGCUAAAACUGUAGUUUUGUAAAUGCUUCCUUUUUUUUUUUAGUUCCUCCCCCUGUGAUGUGCAUUUCUGUGAGUGUCUUGGUUUGCUAUAAAUGCAACAGGGAUUGCUUUGGUUGUUAGUCGUCCAGAUGGUAACUCUAGCAAAUUUACACAAAGCUGUACACAAAAUUUUCAAGGGGACUAAAGGAGAAAAAAAGACAAAAUAAAAUUUAAUGGGGAUGACUGAGGGAGCACCAUGGUCAUUUUAGGACAAGAGUUAUUAAUCAGUUACUCUCAAUGAUGCAUUUAACUGACAAAAAAAUACUAUAAUAAGAGCAAUACAGCACAAAAUGAGAUGCUUAACAACCUGAACUUGGCCCUUUAUUUGUGUUUCUGCUCGUUACCCUUUUGUGUGAUUUGUUCUCAGAAUUGCUAAAUGACUAUAUUCACUCUUCAGCUCUUAAGACUUUCUACUUUCCUUUUAUUAUCGUGAUUAAGCAUGCAGUGGCGUUUGGCUCUAAACAAAGCCACCUGAACAAAUUUUAUCCCAAACUGUGAGCGAGUGUAUAACUUUUAAAAGCACCAAUGAGGAUAGAGAGAGACGUUUGCGCUCAGACAAACGUUCCCAGAUGACGCCGUCAUUGUGAUAACCUUCGGUACAGUGAUUCCUUUCGUCUGUAAUGAUAAUAAUUAAUGUGUGUGAGGUCUGACCUCUGAAUUCUGUAAAUCAGUUGUAUUUUAGUUUUUGCUGUGUGAUUUUGGCUGUAAAUAAUUAUUGAAGAUGGCUGUUCAUGCUUAAAAAAAAAGGUUGAUCCCCUUUUGAAAGAUCUAUUUUGAGAUAUUACCUCAUAACUGAUUAGUGUUUGUUUCUCCUGACCCUUAACAAGACUUGCUGUUGUGUGUUUUUCUCUUUGCAAUAAAAUGUUUCAUUAACGAAGA